This is a messenger RNA of Megalopta genalis, 1761 nucleotides long. The record is from RefSeq and is a predicted model, not a curated record. Lineage: Eukaryota; Metazoa; Arthropoda; Insecta; Hymenoptera; Halictidae.
GUGAAACACAAUCGCGUAUCCGAUUUGAUCUUUCCUCUGCUUUCUGUGUAUAAAACCUUAAAGAUGUUAAUACGUAAACGAAGAUACGCUCGAGAUUUCGGCGUCUCCGUAGAUAUGGUGCGUGGUGGCCGAGGUGGUAUGAUAAGAGGAGGACGAGGAGGAAUAGGACGCGGAAUGGGAUUUCCCAGGAAACAAUUUCUUCCUCGUCUUCCAUUUGACUAUACCCUAUGUGAAGCUGCUUUCCCAAGAGUUAAACCUGCGCCGGAUGAAAAUGAUGUUCUAAUGAUCUUUCUGAAGAAAAGUGGAGACAUGUUUCCUACAGCAAAGGAGCAGACAUCCAUUCUAAAUCUUGUGACUAAGCUACAAAGUGUACUUGAUAAUUUAAUCGUUGCUCCAGGCAGCUUCGAAGCUUGUCAACUGGAGGAAGUAAGACAAGUAGGAAGCUUCAAGAAAGGAACAAUGAUCAAGGGUCACAACGUUGCUGAUAUUGUAGUGAUUUUGAAGACACUACCCACCAAAACAGCAGUAGAAAAGCUUGGUACCAAAGUCAAUAAUGACCUGAAGGCAGCACAUCCAAAGGAAGUGUUCAGACUGACUCAAACAGAGCGCGGUUUUGAUAUCGCUAAUAACGAAGCAUCCGUGCGUGUAUUGAUCACCACGUUGCAUCAGAAUCUUCGCAAAUUGGAGUCUGAUCAGCAUCUAGAUGUUAAAAUAUGCCAGGGUCACCUAGCAGCAAUUAGACAUUCCCGUUGGUUCGAAGAAAAUGCUCACCAUUCCAGUAUCAAACUUCUAAUUAGACUACUCAGAGAUUUGAGAAGUAGAUUCGAGGGUCUAGAGCCAUUGUCCCCUUGGAUGUUGGUUUUACUGGCACACAAUGCGAUUAUGAAUAAUCCUAGUCGACAAGCAUUGCCAAUAAAUCAGGCGUACAAGAGGGUACUUCAAUUGCUUGCCUCUGGACUUUUCCUUCCAGGUUCUGCUGGUAUUUCUGAUCCAUGCGAGGGCGGUAAUAUACGAGUACACACGGCCAUGACCUUAGAGCAACAAGAUCAGGUGUGUCUCACGGCUCAAACACUAUUGCGUGUGUUGGCUCAUGGUGGUUGCAGACCUCUUCUCGAAGGUGCCAAUAUACUCGCCGCGGAAAUGAGUGUAUGGGCAGGCGGUGUGGUUGCUAGUCCCUUGGAAAAGGCAUACGAACCUCCAACGGAGCAAGAACAGCAAGAAGACAUGGAUGAAAGCAACGAGGAAAUGAUAACAGAGAGUGCUUAAUCUCUAAUUUAACAUAGCCGUAAUUAUCCCUCGAGAAGUCUUGUUAUGAUACAGACAGGAAUGCAGCACUAUUUUCUACAAUGAUGGUUUAUUCAUAAUCUUCUUAUCUGAUACAAAAGAUAAUGUAUUCAGUAUUGCAUACGAAUUUACUAAUUCACGAACUUUCUAUGAACAGUAAUCUAAUUAGUGCAGAUGCGUUGACUCCGUGUAAUUUUGUGUGGUAUUGUACGUGACGAUUAGAGGCCUGUGUGACAGUCUUAACCAACCUUAUGCCUGGAAUAAAACUCAAAUUAUGUCUAUAUAGAAUUCUUACAGAGUAUACACUACGAGUAUUUCCGACGCCUCGAAUCCAUCCAUGUACAAUAUAAUUGAGUAACUUUCUUGUAAUUUUUGUUAAUAUCUCAUCGUUGUCUGAGAGUAACAAAGUUGUAUCAAGCAGCGUGUACUUGCUUGUCGACAGUGCUGGACACGACGAAUAAUCAAAAUUUUAAAUCA